Molecule: messenger RNA, 2919 nt
Organism: Colletotrichum scovillei
Lineage: Eukaryota; Fungi; Ascomycota; Sordariomycetes; Glomerellales; Glomerellaceae
Product: major facilitator superfamily transporter
Exons: 4
Coding region: 1141-2919 (592 amino acids)
Biological process (GO): transmembrane transport
Molecular function (GO): transmembrane transporter activity
Source: RefSeq, a predicted model, not a curated record
UCAGUUCUCACUUUUGCCGGUAAUCCCAUCUGGCUGGGAUGUUCCAAGACUGUCUGUUCGAGAUCCCGGCCCGAUCGUCUGAUAUCAGAGACAGCAGAACAACAGUCUACGCCGACUUUCCGAUAAGACAGUUCUUGAUGAAGCACCGCCACUUGAUAGCUUAAAACCACCAUGCACCAAUGAGGCACGCACGGGUCCCGUCUGUCGGGUACGGGUACGACAUCUCUACCCGGACUAGCCCCUUCGAACUUUUCGAGGUCGCAUCCCGGUGCUCGAUUCCAGUGUCGUGCUUACACACGUUGGCCUGAAAAGAAUAGCAAGCAUCAGGAUGGCCGUCAUGGCACGGAAGAAGCACCAUGCAUGCCAACAAAGGUGUGCUGGCGUCGCUGUCAGCACUUGAACAGACAAACAAGAAAGCUCACACAUAAAGCUGGCCACAGCUGAUGUGAGGACAACUUUUCAACGGUUAUUCGUGAGGAUAUCAGCUUAAUCUUAUCACGGCCGCUGAGCAACCCAAUCUCUAGGAUCCUACCAGACGCUCAGUGGCCUGAGUCCGAGGCCUUGGGACCAGGAUUCCAAACUCUGUGAUUACCUAUGCCUGAAUCGGCGGUACGUCCCCAAACACCCAAAGCUACCGCCCCUCAUAUCAGUUCAGCCCUGGACUGUCCAUGUGGUAUCAAAGGACGUUGUUCCGCACUGAUCCACGCGGCAGCAGCCAAUGAAACAAGCGAGAGAUGAGUGCGGACGACAGCAAAGCAUUCGCCGAGCUGCAAGCAAGCAGGCUCGCAGCCCGGCGACGGUGGUCAACAACUCGCCCCCGAGGACCCGACUGCCCUUUAUGGCCCGAACUGUGAUACUCUUUGAGGCUCAAGAUUCUGCAGUCUGCGGUGGGGCGUAAGCCGUUAUGUACCUCGCCAAUGUGGGAUGCAUAUGCCAGCGCACGGCAAGCCGGGCCUCGAGCUUGGUUGCCACCUUGGGAUGCGAAGCAAGCACCGACAGGGCAUGUGCUGCCCAAGAUACUAAAGAAGAGCGAGCACCUGCAGUUCUCGUUUCUCUGCUCCCUCUGUCUUCAGCUUGUCAACUCUCUCGGUAGUCUUUGCAAGUUUCGUGCGGCAUUGGUCUUGAGCACGAUUGCCCAAGAUGGCUUACCGACAACAACAUGAGAGCGUCCUCUCGACGUCGUCUUACUCUUCGACAGCGUACGAUCCGGCCGCUGCUUCGUAUACCGCCAUCAAGGAGCCAAAGGAACAUGACCAGCGAGGAAUCUCCGAUCCUAUGCUCGUCGACGAGUCGGACAGCAUCCCAGAAUGGAAGCCUUCCAAGCAUCAGAUGGUCAUCAUCACGACGUUAUCCAUCAUGUCGUUCGUGAUCGCCUUGGAUGCGAACGUGAUUGUCACGUCUUUGAGUUCCAUCAUCCAAGAUAUUGGGGGAACAUCUACGCAGGCUUUCUGGGUUGGCACAUCCUACUUGAUAUCUUGCGCAGUCGCAAUGCCUUUCUUGGCCUCUCUGAGUGACAUCUUUGGCCGACCCAUCAUUCUGAUCGGCAGCUUGGUUUUCUUCACUGUUGGAACUAUCCUUUGCUGCGUGUCGAACGGCAUCGGGCUGCUUCUCGGAGGUCGUGUUAUUCAGGGCAUUGGUGCCGGCGGCAUGUAUGUGCUCAGCUUGGUCGUCUUUACCGAUAUUGUGCCACUCCGCCAUCGCCCCAAGUACUACGGCAUCAUUCAGAUGGCGUGGGCUAUCGGCUCCCUCACCGGCCCCAUCAUCGGCGGUGCUGUUGCGGAGCACACUACCUGGAGAUGGAUCUUCUACCUGAACUUCCCCAUCUGUGGCUACUCCCUGCUCGCCAUCCCUAUCCUCUUGACCUUGAAGCCUCCUACGGCGACCUUCAGCGAGAAGCUCAAGCGUGUCGACUGGCUUGGAGGCUUCUUGUUCAUUGGCUCCAUGGUUACAUUCCUCGUUGGCAUUUCAUGGGGCGGCAACGACUUCCCCUGGCGCAGCGCGCAGACUUUGGUGCCCGUCUUCAUCGGCGCUGCCGGUUUGACAGUUACCUUGUUCUACGAGCACAGCUACGCGAGAUACCCGUUCUUGAAGAAGAUUCUCUUCACCGAUCGUAGUGCCAUCACGGUUUACGUCCUCGGCCUUCUUCAGGGUUUCAUUCUCUACGGUCAACUAUACUACAUCCCCUUCUACUUCCUGUCCGUCUCGCAGUACAGCCCCACCAUGGCCGGUGUAGCCAUGCUGCCCGUCACCCUUCUCCUCCUCCCAGGCUCCAUCAUCUCCGGCAUCCUCGUCUCCCGCUUCAACGCGUACCGCUGGUCCAUCUGGAUCGGCUGGGCCCUGAUGUCGAUCGCCUCCGGCCUCCUCAUCUACUGGGACGUGGACACCUCCUUGCCCGUGCACAUCGUCACCCUCGCCGUCGGCGGCAUCGGUCACGGCUUCGUCCUCAACGCCCAGACUUUUGUCACGGGCGCCAUCGUCGAGCCCGAGAACUCGGGUCACGCCGCGGCCAUGUACCUCUUCCUGCGCAUGCUGGGCUGCGCCAUCGGCGUCAACGUUGGUUCCACCACGUUCCAGAACGUCAUGGCCAUGAAGCUCGAGCGCAAGGGUAUCGCGCAGGAUAUCGCUCAGCGAGCCGAGGAGUAUCUUCUCGUCAUCAAGGGCCUGGCAGACGGCACGUUCAAGGAUGCUGUCCUGGAGUCGUAUGCGUACGGCUUCAAGGGCGUCCACGGUGUGUACGUCUCGCUGGCGGUGAUUGCCUUCUUCGCGAGCUUCAUGAUCCGUCACUAUGAUUUGAACAAGAUCCACGAGACGGCGCAUACGUUGCACCAGAACCGGGUGUCGAGAAUGUUUGAUACCCGCAAGAGCGCGAGCCAGGGACGGCCUCAGCCUAUUCCCUCGUCGCCUGGUGACAGUUCUUAG